AUGACAAAAUGGAGCAGAGACAGGCUGGACGACUACAUACUUCUACCUGCCGCUAACGGCUACGUCUCUCGCGACACAUGUUUCUUCGUCAGCCACUUUUGGCACUCAAAAGAUGAUCCAGACCCCGAGGGGGUAUCUCUUCGCCUGCAUCAAGAAUCACUCGGGCCGCAGAGCUGGAACUACAUUUGGGUAGACUGGACGUGCACGCCCCAAUCUCCCCGGACACCAGCGGAGGAGGUAUACUUUGCUAGCACGCUGCAGACCAUGUCGGCCAUCAUCCGGAACGCAGCCUUCACCUGGUUCUACCCGCCCUUCGAGCCGCGCCUGUGGAUCCUCUACGAGGUCGCCGAAUACGCUCUUACCUGCGAUGGUGGAAUUGAUCUGUUCCCAGACAUCAAGGAGUAUCUGAAACACGUGGAUGAGAUGCUCACGAACGGGGUUCGCACGACGCUGGAGAAACAUGGGUACCGAUCUACGUACGAGAGUGACAAGGAGUUUCUCGUAUCCUGGCUGGAGCUGCUCAUGCUGACGAAGAAGCUGCGCCUCGACACGCUGGAUAUCAGGCAGUUGUUUGAUAAUCUGACGUGGCAUCGCAUGGCAGGGACUCUCAUAUGUAACACGACUCGGGGUACAUUGCACCUGUGUCGAUUUGAGGGCGUCCUCGAGCUGAAUGGAGUGCGGCAUACGUUCACGCCGUUUCCUAACUGGGUAUUUGCGAACGGAAAGCUCACCCUGGAGAGCAAGCCUAGCCGGGAUAAGACUCUUACUACAGCCAAUUUACACUGA
Messenger RNA from Clonostachys byssicola, 786 nucleotides. NCBI's taxonomy places the organism in Eukaryota, Fungi, Ascomycota, Sordariomycetes, Hypocreales, Bionectriaceae. The record is from the annotation of a GenBank genome assembly.